CCCAGCUGUCACGUUGUUGGCGCCCCGUCGUCCGUUUCUCGAGUUCGUGGCCCGACGCACGUGCAAGAUCCUACCAUCGGAUUAUAAACCCUGGGCUCGAUUAUAUCCCUUCGCGAUAACGCUUUAGAAUCGGGGAGAGAGGGAACGCCCAUCUCGACCAAGGCUAACGCGAGGAAACAUAGCUAUCAGUGAUGUGCUAGGCCUAGGUGAAGGUUUGUUUGUUGUUGCCGUGACAAUGAUGGGCAAAGUUUGACGAAGGAAAUUACAGUCGCGGAGUGGAAGUGAGUCUCGUUGAGUGCAAGUGACAGUCGAAUGUGUGCUCCGGCUUCCUCUCUCGGAGUAAUCGGUCACCGGAAGUUGGAAGAGUGAUACGGUUGACGUUGAUCGCUGCAUCCUUGCUAGCCUUUCGAUAUCGAAGACCGGGACUCGUCGACUAAAAUAGUGCAGCGUCUGUCUCGUUGGAAAGUCUCGAUCGAGCUGUAACGUAUCGUUGCGUGUCGUUGCUCCGACUUAUCUGCGCGCCGAGAUAAGUUUGCGGAUUACGUCGUCGCGCUUAAUCUCAAUCGGGCCGCGUUUGACGAGCGCGUUUCUCUCCUCGCGCUCCUCCACCUCGUUUCGCUCGGGAGCGAAGAGAGACGCGCGACGAGCUCUCGCGAAACGAUGGUAAAUCGAGGCGAUCGAAUCGAAGCGGUCGAUUCUAUCGAUCGCCCGGAAAUCGCGGCCGAUUAUCAAUCAAAUUGAAUCCUCGAGCUGGACGUUCCAUCGGAUAUUCGUCGGCGAAUCGGAGCUCGCGUCGUUCUUGACGCGGGAUCAUGUUCGAUUGAAUUGAAGAGAAAAAAAUUUCGACGAUCAACAAAAACGAGCGAUAACGAGACGACGCGCAAAAAGAAGUCGUCGGUGGAAAGAAGAUCCCGGCGCUCUCGGUCUCGACGAGCCACGUCGGUCAAUAAGUCAACGACGAACAUCGGCAGCUGCUGUUUGAACGAGUUUCGGCUUUCCUUUUUGAAGCCGAAACUGAAAAAACUCGCAGCGGUUUCCAACGAGAGUCAGCCUGGCGAUUUGUAAACACAAUUGCAAAAGACAACGGGAUGUGCGCGAGAGAGAUAUGACGAACGACGAAAAUUGAUAGUGAGAGGAAGCAGCUCGGAAGAGAAGCUAAGAUGAUGAUGCCACCGCCGCAGGUCGUGGGUGUCCUGUUGAAGAAACCGGGGCAGCAAACGCAUCCGCGAUUACCUCCCUUGGAUCAACAGGAGACUAAAAUUAAAGGCGAACUGUACGUGGAAGAAUUGAACGAUAGGAAGACGGUUUCCAUCAGGAUGGGUUGGCUAUGGGUCGAAGGUACCACUAUGAGCUUACCGCUGAGAGCAUUGAAUCUUCGUCAAGCACCGUCCAGUAUCUGUCAGCCGCACACGUUUGCUCUAGGUUUCACCCUCAGCGAUUCGGAGGGUCAUUCUCUCGCUACAUUUUGGGCGGACACGGAACCGAUCUAUUGGUCCUGGGUCAGAGCAAUCGCGGCCGAACUGGUUCGGCAAACGCCGUUCCGCGCGCAACGGUGUUUGAACUUUCUGGAGAUACUAACCAUCUGCCCGAGAGGCCCGAUUCCGUUACCCGAUAGUCCAACGGAAACUAGGAGACGAUCCCGCAGCGAAUUACGUUGUUGGCCGAGCGACUCGCCGGUGGAGAAGACGACGAUGGACGCGACGACGAUAGUUAUCGACGAGUCCAGGAGGAGAGCGAGGAGCGAGUUGCGCGGUUGGUCCAGCAGCAACUCGAGCGACGAGGACCUCCUGGGAGAAUUUCGGAGCAUACCCGCUGUGAUAAGCGCCAAGGACCAACCGGUCGGCAGAGCGUGGGGUUGCAGCGAGAGCAGCGAGGGUAGCGACGACAGUCUCCCUUGGGGCGGCGUAUGCCGGUCCAGCGUGGACUCUGUCGAUUCUAGAAGCGUUCCCUUGCCGGAACCGGAAACGAGGGAGCAGAGGAUACAGAGAUACAAGGAGACGCGCAGACGCGAAAACGAGGCGAGAAGCCGAAGGGUUCUCGAAGAGGAUGCGAGGCGACGUAGAGCGAGGGCCGAGGAGAACAACAACAACCUGCCCAAAAUCUUUGGUAGAUCGAAGAGCAGGAUUGCCGUUGACUCCGCCAACGACAAUGACGACGUGCAUCCGACACGCUUGCCCAAGAAGGAAAUCCUCGCAUCUAUCGACACGACAACGCGAAACGAAAAUUCGAUCGUCGACCGAUUGCCUCCGCUCAAGUCGAGCGAGUCUUCCACGGUGAGGUUUUCUACCGAGGAGACUAAUGGAAACCAGGCGGACAAGCGAAACAACAACAGCUCGAAGAACGGAAGCGGCAAUAAUCCUGGGAUACUCCGAUCCGACUUGAACGAGAGGAGAAGCCGUGCGCGAGAGAGAAGGAUCUUUCGCGAAAAGGCGCAACAAUCGACCGGCAUCAUCAUCGCGAACGUGGAGACUCUUCGGGAACGCAAAGAGCGGCUGGCUCUUAUGUCUUCCAAAAUUCCCAUUUCUCGUCAAUCGUCGCAAUUCUCCUCGAGGUCUGUCGAUCGUCCGACGAUCGUCUCCCCGAAAUCACCGAGCUCUCCGUCGACUCUGACGCAGCCAUCCUGCGAGGAGGAUGUCGCCAAGCUCCUGGAACGAUGCCAAAGGGUGGACCACUACGUGCCAGUGCGGGAAAAGCUCAAUUUAUUCGAGUCCCUCUCGCGAUUAGGCGGUCGCCUGGCUAGAAGCACGGAGGAUCUCGGUCGAACAUCUUCGAAACCUAGUCCCAGGGGAAAGCAACGCGCUCGAUCGCUUCACGAUCUCAAUCGGGGCGCCAGAACCCUGCCCGUGCGAGAGAUGUGUCGGUUUUUCGAGGGCGAUCUUUUAGAGCAAGACGACUGUCCGAAGACGACGAUCCUCGCCAAAACGAGAUUCAGCGAUCCACCCGCCAAGAGCAUCACGUGGAAAGAUCCGAGUUCGAGGCACGAACCUCCCUGCAUCAGCGCUUCCGCGAGGAAGAAGCAUUACUUGAAGUGAUCGCGAUUAGUAAAUAUCGUUCUUCCAGACACUCGAUUAGGCAGUCGGGAAUGAAGAGUUUCUUCGAGUUACAAUAGGUCUCUCAACAAUUAUUCAUCAUCUUUUUCCCCGCGAAAAUAUACGUAAAUUAUCACAACUGGCGAGAAAAUAUUCGCCGACCGAGCGAUUCAUGGUAAUUUUCUGAAACGCCAUUUUCUAAAAAACGCUUCUAAGAGUCUUGCUCGUCGUGACUGAUCGAAAAAGUUUCUUUUCUACCGCGUCAAGGUAAGCGAAUUUCUCGAAUAAUUCUCGAGAACUCUACAGUCGCACGAUGACAAGUCGGUUUUUCGCAGGAUUCCCGGUAUGCGAAACUAACUCGAUUGAACCGCGCUUAUCAGGCCUUCAGAUUAGAAUCGAUCGACUCGAUCGAAUCGUGUCGCGGGCGACGAUUGUCACACUUGCGCCGAGAGAAAGUCGCCGCGUGCGCGAGAGCCUUUUUCCACGCUCGAGGCCCCGAACUGUGCUCGAUUCUCUCGAUUACUGGUUGUCGCCAUUUGAAUGAGGGAAGAAAAGAGGUGUCGUAUGCGAGCGUCUUACGAAAGUAAGAAUGGAGGAAACUGGCGAAUCCGGCCGCGCGGCAAAAAUAUUUUCCCAUCUUGAAAUUAGGUUUCGCUUCUCCAUCCGCGAAUAAUCGUUUCGGCUCGUAGACAAUCGCGUUUGUCCGUAUUUCAAAAUACAAAGUCGGCAUGUUACAUCUAUCACACGAUCGUGCGUAUCAGUGAGAUUGAGCGUAGCCGAUCGUGACAUGAAGGAAAUGAGGGAAAAGAGAGAGAGAGAGAGAAAGGGAGAGAGAAGGGGAAUCGGAGAAACCGGUAAUUUACGUUCACCGAGUGAUUGCCGCAACGUUGAACACCUGUAUGUAUACAAACUGUAUGUGAGCUGUUCGUCGAGCUCAUUUCUCGAUUAGCCUGAAUUCGAUCGUCCGGAUAUUAAUCAGGUAACACACAGCUCGAUCGUUAAGUAUCUAAAGAGAUAAACGAUAAGCAUAUCGCGCGAAUGCUUGCAACGUUUUCCCGAUUAUUAUAAUUACAAGUGAAAUUUGUAUAUAAUUGAUUAAUCCCAUUUUGUACCUGAAAUUGUUCUACGACUUCUUUCUCUUAGGAUAUAUUAUAGUUUAAUUUUUGUUACAUGUUUAUCGUUGCGAUUGU
Molecule: messenger RNA, 4219 nt
Organism: Camponotus floridanus (Florida carpenter ant)
Lineage: Eukaryota; Metazoa; Arthropoda; Insecta; Hymenoptera; Formicidae
Exons: 3
Coding region: 1161-3032 (623 amino acids)
Source: RefSeq, a predicted model, not a curated record